ACCCGUAACAACCACUCGAGCCCUCGCCGCGCCCCUCGGCCCUCCCGCCCCGGCCCCUGUCCCCGGAACCGGCGGUCGAGCGGCGGCAGCCGAGCCUGUGGCACGGCUCUCUCUUCGGGGAGCCGCCGGCAUGAACGCAUCCCGCCACCGCGCCGCGUCCCCGACCCGGUCCUUCUGACAAGAGGAGUAAGAAGACUGCUAUUGAAUUACAACCAUGGUGCAAAAAUACCAGUCCCCAGUGCGGGUGUAUAAACAUCCCUUUGAGUUAAUUAUGGCUGCCUAUGAGAGGAGGUUUCCUACAUGUCCUCUGAUUCCAAUGUUCGUGGACAGUGACACUGUGAGCGAGUUCAAGAGUGAGGAUGGGGCUCUUCAUGUCAUCGAGAGGCGCUGCAAGCUGGAUAUAGAUGCGCCCAGGCUGUUGAAGAAGAUCGCAGGAGUCGAUUACGUUUAUUUUGUCCAGAAAAACUCCCUGAAUUCUCGAGAUCGCACUUUGCACAUCGAGGCCCACAAUGAGACAUUUUCUAACCGGGUCAUCAUCCACGAACACUGCUGUUACACGGUUCACCCUGAGAAUGAAGACUGGACCUGUUUCGAACAGUCUGCAAGUUUAGAUAUCAAAUCCUUCUUUGGUUUUGAAAGUACAGUGGAAAAAAUUGCCAUGAAACAUUAUACAAGCAACAUUAAAAAAGGGAAGGAGAUCAUUGAAUACUACCUACGGCAGCUGGAGGAGGAAGGCAUCACCUUCGUGCCCCGCUGGACCCCACCCCCCGUGGGACCCUCAGAAACAUGUUCAUCAAGCAAGAAUCAAGUCACAUCUGCAGCUGUCCUUGUCCCAGAUGCUGCUGCCGUCAUGGAGGGGCUGAGUGGGGAAAACCUCAGUAGCCCAGGAACAGCGUCUGAGCCCGUGGUGGGAACCCCUGACGAUAAAUUAGAUGCCGACUACAUCAAGAGAUACUUGGGUGACCUGACUCCCCUCCAAGAGAGCUGCCUCAUUCGACUGCGCCAGUGGCUCCAGGAGACACACAAGGGCAAGAUCCCAAAGGACGAGCAUAUCCUUCGGUUCCUGCGUGCCCGGGAUUUUAAUAUUGACAAGGCCAGAGAGAUCAUGUGCCAGUCUCUAACCUGGCGGAAGCAGCACCAGGUGGAUUACAUCCUGGACACUUGGACUCCGCCCCAGGUCCUUCUGGACUACUACGCUGGGGGCUGGCAUCACCAUGACAAAGAUGGACGGCCGCUGUAUGUGCUUAGGCUGGGCCAGAUGGACACCAAAGGCUUGGUGCGAGCUCUCGGAGAGGAGGCCCUACUGCGAUACGUUCUUUCCAUAAACGAAGAAGGCCUGAGACGAUGCGAGGAAAACACCAAGGUCUUCGGCCGGCCAAUCAGCUCGUGGACCUGCUUGGUGGACCUUGAAGGACUGAACAUGCGCCAUCUGUGGAGACCAGGGGUCAAAGCCUUGCUGCGCAUCAUCGAGGUGGUGGAGGCCAACUACCCGGAGACGCUGGGCCGCCUCCUCAUCCUCCGAGCCCCCAGGGUCUUCCCUGUCCUCUGGACGCUGGUUAGUCCAUUUAUUGAUGACAACACCAGAAGGAAGUUCCUCAUUUAUGCAGGAAAUGACUACCAGGGCCCAGGAGGCCUGCUGGAUUACAUCGAUAAAGAGAUUAUUCCCGAUUUCCUGAGUGGGGAGUGCAUGUGUGACGUGCCAGAGGGUGGAUUGGUCCCCAAAUCCUUGUACAGGACUGCAGAGGAGCUGGAAAAUGAAGACCUGAAGCUCUGGACGGAGACCAUCUACCAGUCUGCCAGCGUGUUCAAAGGAGCUCCACAUGAGAUUCUCAUUCAGAUUGUGGACGCCUCCUCAGUGAUCACCUGGGAUUUUGAUGUGUGCAAAGGGGACAUCGUCUUUAACAUUUAUCACUCCAAGAGGUCUCCCCAGCCACCCAAGAAGGACUCGCUAGGGGCUCACAGCAUCACUUCCCCAGGAGGCAACAACGUGCAGCUGAUAGACAAAGUCUGGCAGCUGGGCCGGGACUAUAGCAUGGUGGAGUCUCCUCUAAUCUGCAAAGAAGGAGAGAGCGUGCAGGGGUCCCAUGUGACCAGGUGGCCAGGCUUCUACAUCCUACAGUGGAAAUUCCACACCAUGCCAGCAUGUGCUGCCACCAACCUACCCCGAGUGGACGACGUGCUGGCCUCCCUGCAGGUCUCCUCCCACAAGUGCAAAGUCAUGUACUACACAGAAGUGAUCGGCUCUGAAGAUUUCAGAGGCUCCAUGACCAGCCUGGAAUCUAGCCACAGCGGGUUCUCACAGCUCAGUGCCGCCACCACCUCCUCCAGCCAGUCGCAAUCCAGCUCCAUGAUUUCCAGGUAGUGCCGCGAAGCCUGCGCCUGCGCGGAGGGCGGGCGCCCCGGCUGCUGUGCUCCGCCCACCCCAGGAUGUGCAGACUCCGCCCACCCCUGGAUGUGCAGACUCCUCCCUCUAGAUAGCAGCUAGAUCUGCAGAUGGUCACUAGUCACCUGGUCCCCAGACCAUCCUGAGAGGUAGUUUUAACUCUACCCCUAACUUUAACUCAAUAGCCAUAGAUUUUGUAUACAGCGUGCACAAAAUCAAACCAGAGCACAAGGGCUCUCGAAAGAAAAGUAGUUUAUCUACAGUAAGAGACUGACUGGUCUCAGUUGUCGAUGCAAAAAAUGUUACCAACAAACUCCACCUUGUCCACUAGUGAAUGACUUGUGUGACACCCUGCAGAGACUCGCCACCUCCUCCUCCACGGAACCGAAGCUGCAGCAGGCAGCCCUUAAGCUGCAGCGGAGUCCUCUCGGCUCCCUGUUAGUGGAGGUGGCCUGUGGAUCCAGAACAGCUCUUGAGGUCCCUUUCCGCUAAGGACUUGGCAGCCUGAGGAGCACCCAGUGCUGGGUCAGAGCCAGCCUGAUCCCGAGCAGACACUGCAGCCCAGGAGGGGCUGCCAGGGCUCCUCGUGAAUCCUGACAACACCGCCAUCAUUAAACAUUGCUUUCUCUUUCCUCCUCUUCAAAUCUUUUGAUAUUUUUCAGAGCAAAAUUUUUCUGUCCGUGAACUUGGUGGAGGGGAUGGGGAGGAUUCUUUCCCUCUGCUGAGUGCUGCCUUUCCUUCUGCAGGAGGCGGCUCUGUGCCCGUAGCACCCAGGGUCCUCAGUCCUCUCAGAACCCAGGGUCCUCAGUCCUCCCAAAACCCAGGGUUCUCAGCCCUUAGCACCCAGGGUACUCAGUCCUCCCAAAACCCAGGGUUCUCAGCCCUUAGCACCCAGGGUACUCAGUCCUCCCAGCAGCACCCAGAGUCCUCAGUCUUCCUAGCACCCAGGAUCCUCAGUCCUAGCACCCAGGGUCCUCAGCUCUCAGCAGGGUGUUUGGAAGCAGUAGGUCACACUUGCCUUUAGAAGUGUGGCAGUGCAAACUCUAGCAAUGCUCUCCAGGGGGGUGCAUGGCUUGCAGUGGCCUUCGGCAUGUGGGUGGAUGCUGGGUAUGUGUGUAGGUGUUGUGUGUGUGCAUGAGGGAGUGGGGUGUAGCUGGGGAGGGGCUGCAGAUCUGCACUUGUUCUUCUGCGUUUCAUAGAAGCAGGUCAGAGGCUGGGGCUAGUUUGCCUUUUUUCUUCUUUCUUUUUUUUCCCCUGAUCUUGACUCCCCAGAGCCUGCUGUUGGAGCAGAUCCUUGCUUUACGGCUUUUAUGGGGAAAGCAUGCUUCUUAGCGAACUGUCUAGAAGUUGCAGGUGGCUGAUCUCCAGAGGAGGGGGGCCCAGGAUCUACUUGUGUGUGUGUGGUAACAGUGUCUAAAGAUGUGUGCCAAAUCCGAGUGGCCAUGAGAGUGUAUGGCGGGAGUGGAUGCCUGUGUAGACGCUGCUCUGAGGCUCUGGGUGGCUGGCUGUGCGGUGAGAGCUAUGGAGAGGCUGUGGCAUGUCAGCAAGCAUGAGGAGAGCCGACACAGCAGCCUGGCUUGGCCGAUGAGCCCCCUGGCUCCUGGCACCCUGAGCCGUGCUUGAGCCUCUGUUUGGUGGCCUUUCUGGCCCACUGCCAUGCCUUUCCUGUCUGUGGGAGCGCUUGUACACAGCACAGCAGGGCUGUAGCUACCGCGUCCAUGCUGCUUCCAGUCAGGGCUUCCCAGCUCCGAGUGAAAGGACCUGAAGAUGCCCCUGCUCUUUCUCUCUUCUCUCUCCCUUCCCCUCUCCCUUUCUCCAUGUCCCAGAUGGCGAUUUUGCUGACAUCCUCCAAGAAAGCGCUUCACUCGACAGCCCACAUGUGCCCAGAGAUGUUUGUAGACCUAUCUGAGUCGCAGCCAUGUCCCAGGCUGAAGAGCUGUUCCCCUUAAGUCCAUGCCGAAGAGGCACUGUUGAACCCCCCAGAGCUGAGAGCAUCUUUAAGAGCUCAAAGCACACAACUGCACACUCACAGGCCCUCAGCUUCCCCGAGCCACAGGGCACUGGCUGCCCUGUAAGGGGAGGCUGGCUACGAGGUGACCGUGUGGCUCGCACACGGGGCUGCUCCUCCCAGUGCCCAGCACCUCCUAAAAUGCUGCUCCCUCCACUCUGGGCUCUCCCUGUUUCUAGUGUCUUAACCCAUUCUCCUUCCUGAAUCCAUUCUUUGCAUAUCAGAUUCUGUAAAUGUUUUGUAAACAUAUUACCUCACUCUUGGUAAUACAAUACUGAUAGUCUUUAAAAGAUUUUUUUAUUGUUACAAUAAUAAAUGUGAACUGUUUAAGAA
Messenger RNA from Mus musculus (house mouse), 4724 nucleotides. RefSeq names its product SEC14-like lipid binding 1 (gene Sec14l1). The transcript is spliced from 16 exons. Gene Ontology annotation, cellular component: Golgi apparatus; cytosol; cytoplasm. NCBI's taxonomy places the organism in Eukaryota, Metazoa, Chordata, Mammalia, Rodentia, Muridae. The coding region runs from base 215 to 2362 and encodes 715 amino acids. Gene Ontology annotation, biological process: negative regulation of RIG-I signaling pathway; choline transport; negative regulation of cytoplasmic pattern recognition receptor signaling pathway. Gene Ontology annotation, molecular function: protein sequestering activity; RIG-I binding. The record is from RefSeq and is marked validated.